CGAAAUACUCGCUUGUGAUUGGUUGUAGGAUUUUAACAUUUUUCAUAUAUAAGCUACGGUGUCUCAGGUAAGUGUUAUUCAGUAUUCGUACAUUCUACUUGUUCUAUACGUGUUAACUCGUUCAAUCUCAAGAAUCAUGUCUGGUCGUGGUAAAGGCGGUAAAGUCAAGGGAAAGUCAAAGACCCGUUCUUCCCGUGCUGGAUUACAAUUCCCAGUUGGUCGUAUCCAUCGUCUGCUGCGUAAAGGAAAUUACGCUGAACGUGUCGGAGGCGGUGCUCCAGUAUACCUAGCUGCUGUUAUGGAAUAUUUGGCCGCUGAAGUUUUGGAGUUGGCAGGUAAUGCCGCUCGUGAUAAUAAGAAGACUCGUAUUAUCCCCAGACAUUUGCAACUCGCCAUCAGAAACGACGAAGAAUUGAACAAGCUGUUGUCCGGUGUCACCAUUGCUCAAGGUGGUGUCCUCCCGAACAUUCAAGCUGUUCUUUUACCGAAGAAAACCGAGAAGAAAGCUUAAGCUUUCCAUCAUUAUCUAAAACGGCCCUUUUCAGGGCCAACAGAUAUCAUUUCUUCACAAAUGUGAUUUAUCUUUGUUGUAUGGUUACCAGUUGUUACUCAAGUUUUACUUUACUAUUCGAAUUCGACAUUCGUUAAUUUGGGUUGAGUUGGGUAGUUCGACUUCGAAAGUUUGAAAGAAGUGGUACGUAAAGAAUAAUUUAAUCUAGUAAUCUCGAAUUGAUUCAUAAUUAUUGAAUAUUAAAAUAUUUAUCAUCAUUA
Molecule: messenger RNA, 771 nt
Organism: Planococcus citri (citrus mealybug)
Lineage: Eukaryota; Metazoa; Arthropoda; Insecta; Hemiptera; Pseudococcidae
Product: histone H2A
Exons: 1
Coding region: 137-511 (124 amino acids)
Biological process (GO): heterochromatin formation
Cellular component (GO): chromatin; nucleosome
Molecular function (GO): structural constituent of chromatin; DNA binding; protein heterodimerization activity
Source: RefSeq, a predicted model, not a curated record